Colletes gigas is the source of this 1502-nucleotide messenger RNA. RefSeq names its product cell cycle control protein 50A (gene CDC50). The record is from RefSeq and is a predicted model, not a curated record. Bases 129 to 1184 code for a protein of 351 amino acids. NCBI's taxonomy places the organism in Eukaryota, Metazoa, Arthropoda, Insecta, Hymenoptera, Colletidae. Gene Ontology annotation, cellular component: Golgi apparatus; endoplasmic reticulum; plasma membrane. The transcript is spliced from 5 exons.
UGUGUUAUUAUUGCUCUAUGCUAUGUCAUCAGAGACAUUCGAUGAGUAAUAGUAUUUGUUUCUAAUAAAUGGCCGUGUUCUGCUGUUGAACUUGUUAAAAAGUGUAAAUUGUUACUCUAUACAGAAGUAUGACUUCUAUAAGUGAAGUUGAUUCAGUACCUAAAACGAAGAAACCGUCGGAUAGUGCAUUUAAACAACAACGUUUACCUGCAUGGCAACCGAUACUUACCGCUGGAACUGUGUUACCAACAUUUUUUGUAAUAGGAAUUGCUUUCAUACCAGUUGGAAUUGGAUUGCUUUAUUUCUCUGAUCAAGUCAAAGAAUAUAUAAUAGAUUACACCGAUUGUAAUUCUACAAAUUAUUUCCAUUCAAAUACAUUGCCUAUCACGUGCGCAGACUUUAUAGCAAACAACCCUAAUGCUACUCCACCUUGUGCCUGUGAAAUAGAAUUCAAACUACCUUCUGAUUUUAAUGGAAAAGUUUACAUGUACUAUGGUUUGACUAAUUUUUAUCAAAAUCAUAGACGAUAUGUAAAAUCACGCGACGAUAAUCAACUAUUAGGACAGUUAAGUGAUGUGGUUUCGGUCGACUGUGGACCAUUUGCUUUCGACGGAAACAAAUCUAUUGUACCGUGCGGAGCUAUCGCAAAUUCAUUAUUCAGCGAUGAAUUGAAACUAUUUUCUAAGCGACAUACAGAAUGGGUACCAUUACUAAGAACUGGUAUUGCUUGGCCUUCCGAUAAAAACAUUAAAUUUAAAAAUCCUGAUGGCGAUUUAAAGGAAGCGUUUAAGAAUUAUGCAAAGCCAAAGAAUUGGAAUAAAAAUAUUUAUGACUUAGAUCCGGAUGAUGAGAGUAAUAAUGGCUUACAAAAUGAAGAUUUAAUUGUUUGGAUGAGAACUGCUGCCUUACCCACUUUUAGAAAACUUUAUCGUAGGGUGGAUCAUUCUGUACAUGGUUUCACAGGAGGACUAUUAACAGGGCAAUAUGUCCUUCAUGUCAAUUACUCAUAUCCUGUGUCUGCUUUUGAUGGCAAAAAAAGAAUGAUUUUAAGUACUACGUCUCUUCUUGGAGGAAAGAAUCCUUUUCUUGGUAUUGCUUAUAUAGUUGUAGGAUGUCUUUGUUUAUUAUUAGGUAUUACAUUACUGAUUAUUCACAUCAAAUGCUCUAAAAGCAAACUAAUGUAAAGAUGACUGCAACAAAGUAUGCUUAGGGCACCGUAAUUGUUCUUCAUAACAGAGAUGAUCAAUGUGAGUCCAACUACACCGUACCAAGAAUAAUUACACAUAAUUAUUGCAAAUUUUAAACAGCAUUGCGACCAUUCUGCAUUUAAUUUGUAAGUGUUAAUACAAAAUAAUUCAAUUCAAAUUUUCUAGAAUGUAAAUAUACGAAGAGUUUUUAACAGAACAGAUAGUUAAAAAGAAAGAAACUUUUUUAGACUACUUUUGAGAAAUAAAUAAAAAAGUAUUUCAAUAAAAUUUCCUCUAUAUAGAAUACAAACAUUA